Messenger RNA from Chanos chanos (milkfish), 1368 nucleotides. It is a transcript of the gene atp6ap1a, whose product is annotated as ATPase H+ transporting accessory protein 1a. Gene Ontology annotation, molecular function: ATPase activator activity. The record is from RefSeq and is a predicted model, not a curated record. The transcript has 10 exons. NCBI's taxonomy places the organism in Eukaryota, Metazoa, Chordata, Actinopteri, Gonorynchiformes, Chanidae. Gene Ontology annotation, cellular component: proton-transporting V-type ATPase complex. Bases 1 to 1368 code for a protein of 455 amino acids.
AUGGCGAAUGUAAACUGUAGAAUCGUUUUUGCUUUUAUGUUCAGUGUUUUCUCCUUGGGGAAAUGCAACGAACAAGUACCUCUGAUUAUGUGGUCCAGCGAAGGACUGCCGUCGCAGAGCCCACCUGCGGCGGGUCAUGCAGUAUCUAGCGGUGAGUUGGAGUCAUAUCUGAGCUCUGCGCUAAGCUCCGCACCGCACAACCUACUGCUGUUCCUUCAGGACAAGCUGAGUGUGGAUGACUUCACAAUGUACGGGGGUGUUUUUGGGAACAAACAAGACAGUGCAUUCACUAACCUAGAGGGGGCAUUGCAGGCUUCUUCCUCUCCACUCUUCCUGCCCGCUGUGGACUCUGCAACAGCAAGUGCUCUUCCUGCCCUCCUGCAGGAACAGUUGGACACUUCUCCUCUCUAUUUGGAGCCCGAGACUCUCGCCCAACUCCGCCUCAAUGCUUCUGUUGCCGCCCUGCUGGUCAUUCGCCUGCCCUACAGUUCAAGCUCUGACAUGAUGUCAGCCAAAGAGGUUCUCAGUGGAAAUGACGAGGUGAUUGGCCAGGUUUUGAACAUAAUGACUGCUCAGGCUGUACCUUACACGGCUGUGUACUCUGCCCUGCGGCCCUCUCGGGUGAUUGAAGACGUGUCCUUCGCUGUGCAUUCCGUUGGGCGAUCUUUGCUGCAGUCGUCUCGGGGCCCAUAUCCGCCGGUGGAGUUUAAGGAGAGAGACUCCACCUGCAUCCUCAUGUGGGCAGAGAAUCUGUCAGUCAGUCAGUUUCGAUCAGGGAAGUGGGAAAGGCACGACCUUGCCUCCCAAACAUUCGGCGAGUCCAGUUCAGUCAAGCUGGAAGGCUCCUUUUGCAACGAGACUCAUUCCAGACUGGAGCUGAGUUAUGAAAAUGUUUUGGGAUAUCGUUCUUUUAAACUCAUUUUUGCUAUGAGUCAGCGUCACUACAAGGUGUCCGCACGCCGUUGGUUCACCAUGGAUCAGGUUGAGCUGAUUUAUGAUGGUAAAAAAGCCUCAUUUAACGCCAGUCGACACAUCUAUGCUCCAGUUGAAUAUUCCUACCGCUGUGAGUCUGUCACCAGCUUCCGUUAUGCUAUGCUCACCCCACGCUCCUCAAAGGACAACGCCAACGACUGGAGAGUCUCUUUUGAUGACUUCCAGAUCCAAGGUUUCAAGGUGUCUGGGAAGGAUUUCUCCUAUGCGAGUGACUGUGCUGGUUUCUUCACUCCUGGGAUCUGGAUGGGCCUGGUGACAUCUCUGCUGAUGGUUCUGGUUCUGACUUACGGCCUCCACAUGAUCAUGCAACUGCGCACCAUGGACCGUUUUGACGACCCCAAAGGCCCCGCCAUUUCUGUCCCACAAACAGAGUGA